AUGGAAUGCGCGUUGAAUUUACUAUUGCAGUUGCAAGUGACAGUAAAGCGAGCUGCUAAAACUGUCGAUCAGGUUCAGAGAUUCUUGUCAAUUCCUGAAGGUCCAACACAUGUCUUGAGGAUGCAUAAGUAUACCAUAGUAACGGAAAUGUUUGGGGUAACAUUGUCAGCCAUUCAAAAGAGAGAUGCUGGUGGGGAAACCAAAGGGGUUAUACGUUCUGCUCGUGCUAAUGCAACCCACAAUCAUGGCCUCGAUGGAGAUCUUCUUCUUGUUGCUGAGGCAUUUGUUGGAAAGGGAUUCUUCAAGAAAAGGAUUUCAUACCAUUCUAAAGGUAGAUCUGGAAUAAAAAUGAGACCAGAGUGCAGACUGACAGUGGUAGUCAGGGAGAUAACCCCCGAGGAGGAGGCUGAGAUAGCUAGAUUGAGGGUCAACAACUUCCGCAAGCUUACUAAACGAGAAAAGCGAUUGGUGCCUCAUAAACUUAUCGAGACAACCCCAACAUGGGCUCGCAAAAGCAAAACGAGGAGUCAGGAGUCUGGUGCUAUGGGUGCGUGA
Fraxinus pennsylvanica is the source of this 555-nucleotide messenger RNA. The record is from the annotation of a GenBank genome assembly. NCBI's taxonomy places the organism in Eukaryota, Viridiplantae, Streptophyta, Magnoliopsida, Lamiales, Oleaceae.